AUGAAUAAAGGUGGCUUGGAAGAAGCUAAUCGAAUACUCAGUUUAGCGCUUGAAGAGCUCAAUUUUAUCGUUGAUGGUGCUGAACAGAAAGGUGGCAUUGAGAUUGCUGAAACGAUUUUUGAAACGAAACGACAAAUGAAUAAUAAUGACAAUAGCGCCCCAGAAAAAGCUAAUGUUUCAGUAGGUGAUGUACAGGCAUUAAAUUGGAAUUCGUCGGUGAAUAAUUGGAUGGAUUAUGAAAACGAUGAUCAUCGAGAUUCAGGUACAAGUAGCAGUGAUGGCAUGCCUACUUCAGAUGCUCCUACCUCAUCUACUACCUCAACUAACAUCAGUAUUUUUGAUACCCUUCUGCAGGCAAUUGAUCGAAACGAGAUAUCAAGUAGGCCUGAUCUAGAAACUCGAUUGAAAAUUAUGAAUUGGUUAUGUGCUACGGAGGAAAUUAGCAAAUUGUCUUUUUUCGGGAAAUCAUGGAAGACAAUGUGUGAACUGAAUAGCUGGCCCUGA
Molecule: messenger RNA, 504 nt
Organism: Brugia pahangi
Lineage: Eukaryota; Metazoa; Nematoda; Chromadorea; Rhabditida; Onchocercidae
Source: the annotation of a GenBank genome assembly